GGCGCUGCUAAAUGUGCUGCUCGUACUAAUUACUCAUUUUUCACGACACAUGAAGCCUGAAGUAACGAGUGAAGAGGAGCAGCUGAAAUUAAAAGUGACUGAGCUCCUUCACACAGUGAUGAGCUGCAGCUCCUGCGUUCUGUCUUGGAUCUAAAUCUGUCGCUAUCUUUCCUAUUUUCAGAUCAUCUGGAGUCAACUUCCAGCUUUUUUUAUUUCGAUUCUUCACACAGUGGAAUUAUUUUUCUAACAAAGGCUUGUCAAGCACAAAUACUGCCAGGAUGUGGUCUUGCAUCACAGACUUCUUCACCUAUGAAACCACUAAGUCGGUGGUUGUGAAAAGUUGGACUAUUGGAAUCAUCAACCGUGUUGUCCAGCUCCUCAUCAUCACUUACUUCAUUGGAUGGGUGUUUCUCACUGAGAAGGCCUACCAGAUUAGAGACACGGCGAUUGAAUCCUCUGUGAUGACCAAGGUCAAAGGCUUUGGAAUCUACAAUAACAAGGUUAUGGAUGUAGCAGACUACGUCACUCCUACACAGGGAGCUUCGGUGUUCUGCAUCAUCACUAAACUGAUUACUACAGAGAACCAAGUCCAAGGAUACUGUCCUGACAGUGAAAAAAGAAAGUUUCUUUGUACAGACGACAGAAACUGCACAAAGCACAUCAAUAAGCCGGCAAGUUAUGGAAUUGCUACAGGGAGGUGUGUUCCUUUUAAUGCCAUGAUCAAGACGUGUGAGAUUAAGGGUUGGUGUCCUGCUGAGAUCGACACCAUCAAGCCCACACCAAUGAUGGAAACAGAAAAUUUCACCAUCUUCAUCAAAAACAGCAUCCGCUUCCCGACCUUCAACUACACCAAAGGGAACUUCCUUCCUAACAUCACGAAAAAAUAUAUCAGUGAGUGUAACUUUGACAUGGUCAACAACACCUACUGCCCGAUCUUCAGAGUGGGAGAUGUCGUCCGCUACGCCCAGCAGAACUUCACUAAUCUGGCAGAACAUGGAGGAGUGAUUGGAAUAAAGAUCGGCUGGAUGUGCGAUCUGGACAAGUCGGAUGACCACUGUAACCCCUCGUACUCAUUCACCCGACUGGAUGCUAUGUCACAGAACAACACUGUCUCACCUGGCUACAAUUUCAGAUUUGCAAAGUAUUUUAAGAUGGAAAAUGGGACUGACUACCGCACUCUGGUCAAAGCCUAUGCUAUCAGGUUUGACGUCUUGGUCAAUGGAAAUGCAGGAAAGUUCAACAUGAUCCCUACACUCAUUAACAUGGUUGCAGCCUUUACAUCAGUGGGAGUGGGAACAGUGCUGUGUGACAUCAUACUGCUCAACUUCCUGAAAGGUGCGGAGCAAUACAAGGCCAAGAAAUUUGAAGAGGUGUCCGACAACCCAUCCGAAGGCAAUGGACUGUAUCGUUCCCAACUGUCUCUCAGACAAACCAUGACAAAGUCCAAUGACUCAGGGGCAUUUUCUAUUGAACCUUACAGCUAAAUGGACAGCAUACGUGUUUAUUUCAUGUUUUAUUAUCCAGCAGUACCAAGGUGAAACCAUGUCUUUAUGUUGUUAGAGAUAAUACGUAGAAUGCUGAAUUAUUGCUGCUUUGCACUGAUUCAAGUUGGAUACAAACAAGGACAAAGACAUAAAAUGAAAACAAAAGCAUGACUAUCUUUGCAUGACUAUCAUUUGGCAUGCGACAGGAGCUCAGGAUUUCUGAUGUGGUCUGGCUUUUGAAAAGAAAUGAGAACUGACUGAAGUUACCGUUUUAACA
This is a messenger RNA of Maylandia zebra (zebra mbuna), 1761 nucleotides long. RefSeq names its product purinergic receptor P2X, ligand-gated ion channel, 3b (gene p2rx3b). Lineage: Eukaryota; Metazoa; Chordata; Actinopteri; Cichliformes; Cichlidae. The record is from RefSeq and is a predicted model, not a curated record. Gene Ontology annotation, molecular function: extracellularly ATP-gated monoatomic cation channel activity; ATP binding; purinergic nucleotide receptor activity. Gene Ontology annotation, biological process: calcium ion transmembrane transport; response to ATP. Gene Ontology annotation, cellular component: plasma membrane.